Messenger RNA from Talpa occidentalis (Iberian mole), 3018 nucleotides. RefSeq names its product G protein regulated inducer of neurite outgrowth 1 (gene GPRIN1). The transcript is spliced from 2 exons. Gene Ontology annotation, cellular component: plasma membrane. The record is from RefSeq and is a predicted model, not a curated record. Lineage: Eukaryota; Metazoa; Chordata; Mammalia; Eulipotyphla; Talpidae. Gene Ontology annotation, biological process: neuron projection development.
AUGCCCGGGGCGGGGCGCGGGGAGGGAGCGCGGAGCCGGCGCGGGGACGGCGGAGCUGAGCCCGCGGGUCCGCCCGCCAGCCCGGCCGUAGGCACCCGAGGCCGCUCGGGCGGUGGCGGCGGCGGGAGCUGGAGCGCAGCGCGCCAAGGAGCGGGAGCGGCGGCACGACCAGGACAAUUGGACAGUGUUGAAGACCCAGCCUGGCUCCAGUAGCUUCAAAAGGACUCCAGCUCCCCGAGAUCCCAGUCCACAGCCCUCUGCUGCCCACAGGAUGGGAGCCUGGGGGCAGGGAGCCUGGCCAUGAGGGACUGCGACCCCUCCCAGCAGAAGGCCAGAUCUGUACCUCCCAAGUACACUUCUGUGCAAGGCCCCAGCAUGGACUCUAAAUGCAGCAGCCCCAGUGGGGCCGGGGAAGGGACCUCCUGCUCUGAAGGCCCUGGUGGGAGCUUGGCCUGCCCCUCCCUGACCUGCAUCCCUCCCCAAGAGGCAACGACCAAGGAGACACUGGGGGCAAAUGAAGCCUUGAUCUCUGGGAUACCAGAAACCACCUUCUCUGGGAAGUCAGAGCCCAUGCCCUCAGUGAAGACUGAUCCCUCAUCCUCAGAAAACAGAAAUCCUAUGUUCUUGGAGAAGAUGGAUUCCAAGUCUUCAAAGCUGGCACAUUUGACUCCCAUAGAAAAGGAAGAUGCUGAGUCCUUGAAGAAGGCAGAUCCCACAUUCACAGGAAAGACAGAGCCUGCAACCUUGGGAAAGGGGGAUCCGGUGGCUUCUGGGAGAAUGGAUCCUGUAGCCCCGAGAAAGGAGGAGCCUGGAUCAUUGGGAACAGUAGAUCCUGCAUGUUCCAGUAAGAUAGAUAUGAUGUCCCCAAGCAAAGAGGAGCCUAGGUAUUCAGGAAAAGAGCUUUCUGUGUCCUCAGAAGAGGUGGGUCCUGCAUCUACCGGGAAGGCAGAUCUUAUAUCCCUGGGAAAGAAAGACCCUGGGCCCUCUGGAAAGGCAGACCCCACAUCCUUAGACAACCCAGGGUCUGCAUCCACAGGAAAGACAGAUCCUGGGACCUUGGGGACUCUGACUCUAGGGUCAUCAGGCACAAGUGAGCCUGUAUCCCCUGGGGCAGUGGCUCUGGGGCCAUCAGAAAGGGAGGAUCCUACACACUUGGAGAUGACAGAUCCUGCAUCUGUGGGAAAGACAGAAACCGUGCCCUCCGCAAAAGAGGGCCCUCGGUUCCUGGGAAAGAUGGAUCCUACCUCCUCAGGAAAGGAGGAUCCUGUGUCUGUAAGGAUGACAAAAACUGCGCCUGCUGGCCUAGUGGAUCCGAUGUCCUCAGGAAAGACGGGUCCCAUAUCUGUGAAAAAUGUGGAUCCCAUGUCUUCAGGCAGGGGGGUUCCUGUGUCCUCAGGAAAACCAGAGCCCACAUCUGUAGGGAAGACAGAAACUGUAUCCUCAGGAAAGAAGGACCCAGAGGCCUCCAGAAAGGUGGAUUCCAUUUCUGUGGGAAAUACAAAGACAUUAACUUCCAGAAAAGUGAAUCCUGAGUCUUCAGGAAAGAAAGAAUCUGUACCCUCUGACCUAGGGGAUCCCAAGUUCUUGGAGACAGCAGAACCCUCUUCCGUUGUGAAAGAUGAGGCAGAGACUAGGGGGAAAGCAGGUCCUGUGGCCUCUGGAAAGGUGGACCCUGUGAGCAGGGGGAGGGCAGAAACUGUUCCACGUGGAGAAGUGGACUCAGUGUCUUCGGGAAAGGUGACCUCCAUGACUCUGGGGAAAACAACCCCAGCAGCACCUGUUCCAGAGGGAAAUGUGGGUCCUCUGCCUCUAGAGAAGGAGGAUCCUGUGAACUCUACAAAGGUGGAUCCCAGGGCCUCAGGGAAAGCAGAAACCACCUCUGAGGGCAAAGCAGAAACAAAGCCUUCUGGGCAGGAGGGUCCAGCUUCAUCAGGAAAAGCAGAGGCUGCAUCUUUGCAGAAGGAGCCACCGGCUUUGGAGAAGGUGGAUCCAGGAGGCUCAAGAAAAGCAGAUCCUCUUCACUCUGGGAAGGUGGAGUCUGUGUCCCUGGAGAAGGCCGAUUCUGGACCUCUGAGAAAAACAGAGCCCCCAUCCUUGGGCAAGGUAGCCCCCCUGACUCUGGAGAAGGCGGCGGCCUCCUCCAUCAGGCAGUCAGAUGGCAAAGCCUGCGGCUCAGGCCGUUCUCCCGCAGGGGCCGGAAGCAGAGGGCGCAGCACAGAGUCAGAGCCAGUGCCCAGCACUCAGGCUUCCAGCCUGGGUCAAAAGGACCAGGCGGGCCCUGGCGCCGAGAGGAGUGCAGUGCCGGAGGCCGCAGCCUUCCCACCCGGGCCGCGGACUCGCGACAACUUCACUAAAGCGCCGUCGUGGGAGGCGAGCGCCCCGCAGCCUGCACGCGAGGACGCCGGCACGCAGGCGGGAGCGCAGGCCUGCGUUUCGGUGGCCAUAAGCCCCAUGUCUCCGCAGGAUGGCGCGAGCGGCCCGGCCUUCAGCUUCCAAGCGGCGCCGCGCGCGUCCAGCCCAGCGCCCAGGCCACCGUCUCGCCGGGACGCCGGCCUGCAGGUGUCACUGGGCGCCGCCGAGACGCGCUCGGUGGCCACCGGGCCCAUGACCCCGCAGGCCGCGGCGCCCCCAGCCGCACCGCCCGCCUUCCCCGAAGUGCGGGUGCGGCCGGGCUCGGCGCUGGCGGCUGCGGUGGCGCCCCCGGAGGCGGCCGAGCCCGUGCGCGACGUGAGCUGGGACGAAAAGGGCAUGACAUGGGAGGUGUACGGCGCCGCCAUGGAGGUGGAGGUGCUGGGCAUGGCCAUCCAGAAGCAUCUGGAGCGACAGAUCGAGGAGCACGGGCGCCAGGGGGCGCCAGCGCCGCCGCCCGUCGCCCGCCCGGGGCCUGGCCGUGCGGGCUCCGUGCGCGCUGCACCCCCUGACGGCGCAGCCAAGCGCCCGCCCGGCCUCUUUCGCGCUCUGCUGCAGAGUGUGCGCCGGCCGCGGUGCUGCUCGCGGGCCGGACCCACGGCCGAGUGA